GGAGUUGUGUAGAGGAUCAGCCCUUGUUACUGUGUUGUAAACCUUAAUGCUUUGAAUUUUAACCACCUUCAAAUCGGGGAGGGGGGGAAGCAGACUUGUGGACCUGCACUGUGGAAACACAGACAUCCAUCGUCUGGAUGCAAGCGAUGUGUUUAAUGAAUAUAUCCAGUCAGUGGAUCGUGGAGGUCACACAGAAAGGACUCUUGUAAGACAGCAACAGUAUGUCAGAUGAGUAUGGAGGAAGGUGUUUCAACCAAGGAUACAACUACUGAUCCUGACGUGGCUCAUAAAGCAGAUGAGUAUAGGGCACGGAUCGGCUGCCAGACCCACGUGGAUCCUGGGAUGUCUGAGCAGCAAAACGUACCAAGGGAGAAGAUUGAUGGGUAUGAAAAUAAAGGUUUAAAAAGGAAGACUUGCUGUUUGUUCCAAGCCGUAGGAUGUAAAUAUAAGGGAACGAGAGAGAAGAUUCGGAAACACGAGGAAGAAUCUGUUGGGCAGCACAUCGGUCUUUUAUUGAAUGAAAUCACAAAGCUGAAUCCUGACAGACUGCCACCUGCUGCGGCGAACACCUUGCCAAGGUUGGAGGCAGAAGUUCAGGAGUUGCGAUUGAGAGUCGCUGCCUUUUCGAACAGUCAUCGGCUGAACGAACUCUGUGACAAACUGCAGGGUUUCUGCAGGACGGCGGAAGCCCACAUCGCUGGGGUGGAGGCCAAAUCGGCCUCCUUUGAGCACACUUUGGAUGCAGCAAAAGAGAUGAAGAAAUGCUCGGAGAUAGUGGCUGUUUUGAACAGCUGGAUACAGCUCGGAAAUCAACUUAUUCUGAUGGAAAAUCAGCUGGUGGAUGUUGAGCAUCAACUGCAACAGGCAGGCCAAAACAUACAGGAUUGCACGGCACGGCUAGAGGUCAUGGAACAGUUAACUCAUAGCGGAGUGUUUAUCUGGAGAAUUGCACAACUCGAGAAAAGGUUGCAAGAAGCUGUCGAUGGAACAACGCCUUACCUGGAUUCUGGUGGAUUUUACUCGUGCAAAUAUGGGUAUAAGAUGUGUCUCCGAAUAUAUCUGAAUGGUCAUGAAAGAGCCCAGGGAAUUCACAUCUCACUUUAUUUUAUUUUGCUCCAAGGACAUUAUGAUACUUUGAAUCAGUGGCCAUUCAGAAAAAAGGUAAAACUCUCUCUGCUAAAUGUGAGAGAUCAACGGUAUUCCAUUGUCAAGAGCUGCGUUCUGAGUCAUCUGGACUUGGCUUUACAAAGACCUGCAGCAAGUAUGAACGCGCCAUGUGGAUUUUCCACCUUUGUGUCCUUACCUGAAUUGAAACUGCGUUUCUCAGAGUUUGUGGACAAUGAUGAAAUGUUUGUAAGUGCAGAGGUCGACUCCAGCAGUCUGUAACCUGACUCUGAAAUGGGGCCAUCCUUUUACAUUGAUGACAGGGAAGUAGAGAUACCUCUGGAUGUUACAAUGAUACUGUGAUGUACAUGUGAUGUGAUUUUGAACCUUCCCCAUACCCCACAGCAACACUAAACUCGAUAAUCUCGAUGUAUUUGGACUAAAAUAAGAAAAUCAUAUUGAAGGCUCGUUACUUGGAGAAAAUGAUCCUUUUCCAUGAAGGGGAAUAAGAAAAGAAUAAAUAUAUCCUAAAAUACUGUAAUUAUCAGUAUGCGGUUUUAGCUGGUUAGACUCCAGC
Messenger RNA from Callorhinchus milii (elephant shark), 1681 nucleotides. Its product is annotated as TNF receptor-associated factor 2. The coding region runs from base 229 to 1386 and encodes 385 amino acids. The record is from RefSeq and is a predicted model, not a curated record. Lineage: Eukaryota; Metazoa; Chordata; Chondrichthyes; Chimaeriformes; Callorhinchidae. Gene Ontology annotation, cellular component: plasma membrane signaling receptor complex; cytoplasmic side of plasma membrane. Gene Ontology annotation, molecular function: ubiquitin protein ligase binding; zinc ion binding; tumor necrosis factor receptor binding. The transcript has 8 exons. Gene Ontology annotation, biological process: protein K63-linked ubiquitination; tumor necrosis factor-mediated signaling pathway; regulation of apoptotic process.